AAGUGUAAAAUAUUCGUAAUUUCAUAUCAUGGCCCGCAAGUUUCCGCCAGCGGCAGCCCCCGGUCAUUCCAUCCAAAAACAAUAACACAUACGACGGGGACGACCCUCCUCCUCCCCUCUCAUCUUCUCCAUUUUUGACCUAUCGGGUCAACCCGACUCGGAUAUCCGAUUAUCCGACUGAGACACGUCUCGGAUCUGCAUACGCCACCCUACCAACCGCCCACUGCUCCCGAAUUCCAGAUCCAGUCGUCGUUGCUAAGCUUCAGGCACUUAGACGACUAGCUCGAAAAUGAUUGCAAUUCCCUAUUUGACCGCGUUAACCACCUACUUCAGCUAUGGCUUGCUCUUCGCUUUUGGGCAAGUCAGAGAUUUCUUCAGAAAAUUCAUCGACUGGUGGAGCUCUAAUAAUCUCCAGGGUUAUGCUCCAAUCUGUUUAGGACUUGAAGAUUUCUACGUCCGUCGUCUCUAUCUUCGAAUUCAGGACUGUUUCAAUAGGCCUAUUGCAAGUGCUCCCGAUGCUUGGUUUGAUGUGGUUGAACGUUACUCCAAUGACUACAACAAGACACUCAAACUAACCUCAAACACAAGCCGAUGCCUUAACUUGGGAUCUUAUAACUACCUUGGCUUUGCUGCCGCCGAUGAAUAUUGCACGCCUCGUGCCAUCCAGACAUUGAAGAAAUAUUCUCCCAGUACCUGUAGUAGCCGAGUUGAUGGCGGCACUACGGCUUUGCACAAUGAACUGGAGAAGUGUGUUGCAAAUUUUGUUGGAAAACCUGCUGCUAUAGUUUUCGGCAUGGGUUAUGUCACCAACUCUGCUAUCCUUCCUGUACUGAUUGGAAAGGGAGGUUUGAUUGUUAGUGAUUCUUUGAAUCAUAACUCCAUUGUUAAUGGCGCACGAGGAUCUGGAGCAUCCAUUUGUGUCUUCCAACACAACACUCCAUCCCAUUUGGAUGAGGUUUUAAGAGAACAAAUAGCAGAGGGACAACCUAGAACCCGCAGGCCUUGGAAAAAGAUUAUUGUCAUUGUGGAGGGCAUAUACAGCAUGGAAGGGGAGCUUUGCAAACUUCCUGAGAUUAUAGCAAUCUGCAAGAAAUAUAAGGUCUAUACGUAUUUGGAUGAGGCCCACAGUAUUGGAGCUGUAGGAAAAUCAGGACGAGGUGUUUGUGAGCUCUUGGGAGUAGAUACUGCUGAUGUUGAUAUCAUGAUGGGAACAUUUACCAAAUCCUUCGGAUCAUGUGGUGGCUAUAUUGCAGGAUCCAAGGACCUCAUCCAAUACCUGAAGUACACUUGCCCUGCUCAUCUUUAUGCAACUUCCAUAUCACCACCGGCUGCAGAACAAAUAAUAUCAUCCAUUAAGGUCUUACUUGGAGAGGAUGGUUCUAACAGAGGUGCCCAGAAACUCGCACGAAUAAGGGAGAAUAGCAACUUUUUCAGGUCAGAACUGCAAAAAAUGGGUUUUGAGGUUUUGGGGGAUAAUGACUCCCCGGUAAUGCCAAUUAUGUUGUACAACCCAGCCAAAAUUCCUGCCUUCUCACGGGAGUGCCUUAAACAGAAUGUAGCUGUCGUGACAGUAGCCUUUCCUGCAACCCCACUGCUGUUGGCAAGGGCACGUAUCUGUAUAUCUGCUUCUCAUACAAGGGAAGACCUACAGAAAGCCUUGGACGUUAUUGGCAGAGUUGGUGAUCUGGUGGGUAUAAAAUACUUCCCUGCUGAGCCAAAGAAGCUGCAGGAAGAAGAGCCGCUGAAGUUGGACUGAUUUAGGUGCGUUGUUUUAGUUUUAGCCUGGAAUUGUCAUUUGUCCUACAUGAGGUCAGGAGAGGGGGGAAAGAAGCUGGAGUCUGGACUAGUAGUGAUAAGUGAUCUCGCUGGUAGUUGCCUUGUGAUUUAACCUGUGGUAUAAUGCUGUCUGCUUUGUAAUAUGUCAUAUGUUCUACAUCUCAACGUCUGUAUCAACAUGCUUGAUUCAAUCUAAUAGGGCGUCCUUGUUCAUACACUCCCUCAUCUUGUUGGAGAGGAUAGUAUUUGAAUAUUUUUAAUGUAGUUUUACUCGAUUGAUUUUCUUUCUCUUUCAAUGAGUUGUACGUCAUUGUUA
Rosa chinensis is the source of this 2092-nucleotide messenger RNA. Its product is annotated as long chain base biosynthesis protein 2a. Gene Ontology annotation, cellular component: serine palmitoyltransferase complex. Gene Ontology annotation, molecular function: pyridoxal phosphate binding; serine C-palmitoyltransferase activity. The record is from RefSeq and is a predicted model, not a curated record. The transcript has 12 exons. Gene Ontology annotation, biological process: sphingosine biosynthetic process; ceramide biosynthetic process. NCBI's taxonomy places the organism in Eukaryota, Viridiplantae, Streptophyta, Magnoliopsida, Rosales, Rosaceae. The coding region runs from base 290 to 1756 and encodes 488 amino acids.